AUGUUGAGUGGGGUGGAUGCCAUCCAUGUGGCAACAGUACUGGAAGAUUGUUGUGAUCAACUCUCUAUACUGGGCCGGAUUAUGCCACAUUCUUUUGAUAUGAGACCAGAUGCAUUUGAGAUAGUAGAUAAUGAUGUCAAUCAGCUAGCUGAUUCUCAACGUCAAUUAGAGAGCCGCUAUCAGUCAGUUUUAGCUCGUAAAUUAGACGUCAAACAAUUUACCCAGAAUCCUGAUAAAUUGGCUCAGAUAGAGAAAGAUGUCCUGCAUACUGGUCGUGAUUUAAAGAACAGUACUCAUGUCUUUGGUCGCACGUUACGUCAGAACCCCUUGACACAAGAUAAUAUUGCUAAAAUACAACAAGAUAGAUCAUUUCUAGAAGUGGUGAUGUCGGAGUCAAUGAGUGAAUUAAUACACAACAGAACAUUUCAAUCUUUAAUAGAGGCUGUUAAACUAGAGAAAGCCAAGAAAGCUGCUUUACAGAAUACUAUUCAGAAAGAAGAAGAUGGGCGUAAAAGAGUUCGACAACUUCAGAAACAAUUAUUAGAUGUUAAAAAAGAGAAAGAAAGUGAACUCCAGAAUCGUGAAGAGAUGAUCGCUCAUCUUAAAGAUCAACUGCAGGAGAUGAAGGCUAAAACCAACAUGGAGGGGAAGUAUAUAAAGAAAUGUGCUGAGGUUGGAGUGACACAGACUCAGAAAAGAUGUUAUUUAUCAGAGAAAGAAAUGAAAGAUGAAAUUGAUAAUCUACAGAAUCAAAUAGAUAAAGAAACUAGAGCUAAUGCUGAGAUUGAAUCUUUCCUUAGAAACCAUCAUGCUAAUUUAGAAAAGAAGUUAGAUUUUUGGCAGGAGAAAUAUGAGAAGGAUGUAGAGAGUAAACAACAUGAAUUGGAUGUUUUAAAAGCUUCUAAAGCUAAAGAUUUAGAGAGAUUACAAGAACUGACCAAAUUAUAUAAGGAAUAUGAACAAGUAGUAGUAGAAGAUAGAAUAGAAAAAGAGAAAGUGAGACGAAAAGAUGAAUUAGAAGCUAUAGAACUAAGAGGAGCUAUAAAGGUACAAGCCUGGUGGCGAGGAUUGAUGGUACGGAAGGGAUUUGGACCCUACGGCAAGAAAAAGAAGGGCAAAAAGGGAAAGAAAGGAAAAGGAAAGAAAGGCAAGAAGAAGAAGUAG
This is a messenger RNA of Lottia gigantea (owl limpet), 1164 nucleotides long. RefSeq lists its product as hypothetical. The record is from RefSeq and is a predicted model, not a curated record. Lineage: Eukaryota; Metazoa; Mollusca; Gastropoda; Lottiidae. Gene Ontology annotation, molecular function: protein binding. The transcript has 8 exons. Gene Ontology annotation, biological process: cilium organization. Bases 1 to 1164 code for a protein of 387 amino acids. Gene Ontology annotation, cellular component: cytoplasm; motile cilium.